AUGGAGGACGACGAUGACUUCGGAGAUCUUUAUACAGACGUCCUUCGGCCUCUGAUGGCGACGCAUCCGCCUCACGCCGACCGAACCGUCGCGGAGACGGCCCCCCAGAGCCACCCGAUCGAUCCGCCUGUCAACAGCGAUGAUGAGGAGACUCUCCAUGGAGCUGCUGAUUUUAAGGAUUCGAUUUCCAGUUUCAUUCCUGAUCCGUGUCUAAAAUCGAAUGCCUCAAUUCAAGAAAAAACCCUACCCGAACCGGAGCACCUGUCCGAACUUGGAGGAUUCAAUUUGAAUUUCGGUUCCAAUUCGAAGGCUUCCAAGCUUCCUGGCGGUAUUGGCUUGAGGUUGGAAGCUACGGUGGAAAUACGGGAAACGGGGUCUUCAGGGGGAAUUAAUUUUAUGGAGGACGAAGAUGAUCUGGACAUCGUGGUGGAGGAGAGGGAGUACAAAGACGAUGACAUGGUCGAGAAAGACGUCAACUCUAUGGACAAACAAGAGAAGUUCAGCUCAGCAGGACAAAGGGAAAAUAAGGGCAUUGUGGCCCAAGGCCCAGGUGGAGAAACGGGCCCUGACCAGAUGAUUCCGGGGCUGGGCCCCAAGUUUGCAGACGAGUGGGAAAGUGAUGACAGUGAAGAUGAUCUGCAGAUAGUUUUGAAUGAUAGCCACCACGGGCCAAUGGGGAUGGAGAAGAUGCAGGGAAUGGACGAUGAAGAUGAUGAUGAGGAUGGAGAUCAGCUGGUAAUCGUUGCGGAUAAUGGUGACAUCGGCCACCACCACCAGCCAAUGCUCGAGGAGAGAGAGCCGGGAGCUGAGGAAGGGGGGCCAACAGCCGAUGGGGAGAGGAAGGAGUCAGGUGAUGCCACUAAGGCAGGUGGAGUUCAGCCGAAGAUUGGGUACAGCAAUCACUUGUAUCAUCACCACCCAUUCCAUUCGCAGUUCAAGUAUGUGAGACCUGGUGCAGCACCAUUGCCAGGGGGAAUUCAAGGUCUAGUACGUCCACCCGUUACUGUGGGCACUGGAGCUGGACGUGGUAGAGGGGAAUGGAGACCAAGAGGCCCUGUCCCCAUUCAAAAGGGGCUUCAUCCUGGUUAUGGCAUGCCUGGUUGGGGACCUAAUACAGCAGGACGUGGUUAUGGAAGUGGAUUGGAUUUCACUCUUCCAUCACAUAAGACAAUUUUUGAAGUUGACAUUGAUGGGUUUGAAGAAAAACCAUGGAGGCUUCAAGAAAUUGACAUGUCAGACUUUUUCAACUUUGGCUUGAAUGAGGAGGGUUGGAAAGAUUACUGCAAACAACUGGAACAACUCCGUCUCGAGACAACUAUGCAAGGCAAGAUCCGUGUCUAUGAAAGUGGUAGGAUGGAACAGGAUCACGAUCCAGAUCUUCCCCCAGAGCUUGCGGCAGCAGUUGGUAACCAAGAAGUUCCAUCCGAGAAUGCAAAUACUGGGGCGGGAGAAGGAUCUGACUUAGCAAGAGCAAGUGCACAUGCUCCGCCACCAGUUCCUGUUGGCCGGCCAAUACCAGUAGAGACUGGCUCUGGUGAUCGUCUCCCAUCAACUGACACUAGGCGUCCGAGAAUGCAUGAUGUAGAUGCUAUUAUUGAGAUUGUCUGUCAGAGUUCCAAUGACGAUGACAUGGCAGAACAACAAGACAAUAAUGCUGUUGGAGAGGAUAUUGGAGGAGUUGACGAUAUUGAUGUUGUUCAAGAGGAUGAUGCAGGUCAUGUUGAUCAUUCUUCACAUGCGUAUAAAGAAGGUGAAAACAGAGAAAUUAUCGUGAGAAAGAAGCAGCUUGUAAGCCGUGAUGAGCUAGGAGGCAAGGGUGAUCCUCGUGAACAAAGGUAUGUGGAUGGUUUUUCCUUAAUACUUUCACAUGGUAAAUAUUUUAUCUUCUCUUCAAAUUUACCUUUGAAUGCAACCAUUGUACACGAUCGAAAGAACUCUCAAGUUUAUUCGUACACAAAGCGUACCGGGCAGGAAAAAUCACCUACCAAGACGAACCCCAGUGAUGAUGAUGGAGAAAAACAGGUAACUGAUAAUGAGCCAUUUGACAGUGAGGAUGGAAAACAAAACCUGCUUUUGUCAUCUGAAGAUGGGGAGCCGGCCGUGGCCAUUGAGGAUGAUGACAUGAAUGGUGACUCCAGAAUGGACGACGAGAGAAGCCUUGAUGAUGACAUGGAGAGAGAAAACUCCAAGUUUGGGGGCAGGGCUAGAUCUAGAUGCGUGGACCACCGGGAGAUCCACGAAGACGAAGUCCUUCAGGACCGGCGACACCAUCCUCGCCCAGGUGGCGAUAUCAAGAGGCGAGCCGAAGAGGAAGAGGACGGCAUGCGCGGUAGAGGUCACCGGGAGAGAGAGGAUUCCAAUCCCUGGGGAGGUGGGACCCGCCGUCAUGCGAGGGGCGAGAGUUCGGAUCACUGGCGGAAGAGGGACAUGGUCGAGAGAGAUAACAGCAGUUGGAGGGGGCUGAUUCCUGACCGAGAUGAGGGACUGAGGCCGAGGGAGAGGGACGAUCUCGUAAAGACCCAACAUAAAAAAGCGGACGACGCUCACAGCAAUAGAAGGAAAGACAGGACGUAUGCCGACCGGGGGAGUGGUGCUGGAAAGGAAGAGAAAUCCUACAAUCAUAGUAGAGAAAGCAGCCGUAGGAAGAGAGAAAGAGAUGAUGCCCAUGCAAAGACAAAGGAUGACGAUACUUAUUACGGCAGACAAAAAGAAGCGACAAGGCUGGCCCCAACAGGUGCACGGGCUCCUGAAGACAAAAAGUGGAUCGGUCACUCUCGUGGGAAAGACGAUUACAAAGGAUCCGGGAGAGAUUACCACUCGAGAAACGUGGAUCGGCAUGGGGAUCAGCUCAAGAGAAGGGAUCGAGUUGAAGAUAAUAGCUUUUCACGGAGUAGGGGCCGUGAGGAUGCUCAUGCACGUGGAAGCCGUCAAGGUAGUAAGGAUGAAAAGAAGACAGCAAAUGAGAGACCUGCGAGCGAUGAGCGUGAAGUCAGUGCUUCUGAUAUUUCUUCUAGGCAGCAUGAACAUAACAGGCAGAAAGUGGGAAGCCAGAAGGAUAUGGAAUUUGAAAGUGGAGAACAUAGUUCCUUGAAUCCUUCUGAGAGGAACCACAAUGAUGGGCAUAGCGGCCAGAUGAGUGAGAUGGUGGACUUGAGAGUCAAAACCGAGCAGUCAAAUCCCGAGACCAACCGGCAGCUCUCAAGAAAGGAUGGAGAAGAAGCUUCCUCAGACGAUGAGCACCGUACGAGGUCCAAAAGGGGACGCUCCAAAUUUGAGCGCUGGACUAGCCAUCAAGAGAAGGAUCUCACUACGACCUCGAUUUCGCCAUCAUCUUCUUUUAGGAACACCAACAAAGACUCGGACACACCAAACAGCGGCUUGGCUUCUUUGAAAAUUAUGGAAAAUAAUAAGUCCGAGGCCUUGGCCCACGAUAAAGGCGCGAGUGCAAAACCUGUGAUUGACGAUAGCAGACACAUGGACACGGUCGAGAAACUGAAGAAAAGGAGUGAACGUUUUAAACUUCCUAUGCCGGGCGGAAAAGAAGCUGUGGCUGUUAAGAAAGUGGAGCGUGAGUCUCUGCCUUCUGCACAAACUGAAAUCCAACCGGAUUUGGAGAUCAAGCCUGAACGCCCGGCCCGUAAAAGGAGAUGGGCUGGAAAUUAA
Messenger RNA from Striga hermonthica, 3663 nucleotides. NCBI's taxonomy places the organism in Eukaryota, Viridiplantae, Streptophyta, Magnoliopsida, Lamiales, Orobanchaceae. The record is from the annotation of a GenBank genome assembly.